AUGGUGCUUGGCGUGAUCAGCGGCAUGAGGGUCUUGGCUUGGGCCAUGGUUCUCCUCGCGCCUUGGACCAAGGGGAAGACAGGGAAGGCCGCGGUACGAGUCUACGAUGUGGUGUUGAUUUUUGCAGCUGCCAUUUUCUUCACCAGCAUGUUCGGAGAAAGCUGCCUCGAAUUGAGAUCAGUGAGAUUUUCAAUGUUUACUCUUUUCCGCUGCUUUACGGAUGGCUGCGUGGACUACGAGGGAAAACCACUCUCUGAGAAGCUGCAUGAGAUUUAUGGCCUGUGGUUUGUUAUCCCUUAUGUCUUCCUCUUUGUGGGCGUGACCUUGGGCCUUUUCAACCUCAUCAUGGCCAUUUUCAUCGACAACGCCUGA
This is a messenger RNA of Durusdinium trenchii, 372 nucleotides long. NCBI's taxonomy places the organism in Eukaryota, Dinophyceae, Suessiales, Symbiodiniaceae. The record is from the annotation of a GenBank genome assembly.